GCACGAUUGCCGCGCAGGAGAGACUACAGACGAAGGGAGGAAUCACCUCCACCAGGCAGCGACAAGAUCCUGACCACGGUCUUGAGCUUGGCAAGUCGGUUGCUGCGAUGAAGGAUUUCUAUGAUGAGGCUCGCCAGAAGAAGGAGGAGAAGGUACGCCGCAAGCUCGACAAGAAGGAGGCGGAGGAGCGGGAGGCAGCGGAAAGGGAGAGGGCGGAACAAAGGGCGAGGAAGAAGCUUGAGAAGAAAAGACGUGAAGCAAAACUUGAGGCCGAGUGGGGGGCGGAACUUCGCAAGGACAUUGAUAUCCAUCUGGCAAUCCGGCUGAGCGAGAUGGAAGAAAAUUUCUCCGCGAAGAUGAAGUACGUCAUUGAACCACUGAAGGAGUUGAUCAAGAAGGGCAAAAAGAAGGUGACAUAUGCGUCCGGGAGCGACUGCGCCACCGAUGAUACUAGCGAUACAAGUGUAACGCAGGAGCUAAGUGAGCGGACUAACAAGCUUUGCAUCUCUGAGAAAACGAAAUGAGGCCCGGAGCAGGUGUUGGGCGACAGCCCGCCAAUGAAGUUGCCCCCGAAAA
This is a messenger RNA of Chara braunii, 576 nucleotides long. NCBI's taxonomy places the organism in Eukaryota, Viridiplantae, Streptophyta, Charophyceae, Charales, Characeae. The record is from the annotation of a GenBank genome assembly.